Molecule: messenger RNA, 2143 nt
Organism: Drosophila ficusphila
Lineage: Eukaryota; Metazoa; Arthropoda; Insecta; Diptera; Drosophilidae
Product: cytosol aminopeptidase
Exons: 1
Coding region: 210-1856 (548 amino acids)
Biological process (GO): proteolysis
Cellular component (GO): cytoplasm
Molecular function (GO): metalloaminopeptidase activity; manganese ion binding
Source: RefSeq, a predicted model, not a curated record
AACUGUCUCCACUUUGGGGAUCUGUCUGCAGUUAGUCUACCCUUUGCCCUAAAGAAGCAACACUCUUUCUAUUUUCCAAAAUUGUUAGAACCUACGUCUUUUAAAUUUGCUCUAUUUGUCUUCUCCUUCACUUCUCCUUCAACUAAAAAGCUAACCUGACGUGCGCAAGGUCGGACUUACCAGGAAACCAGACAUUGCUCAACCCGAAGAUGGCGUCCACACGAAUGUUCAACGCUUUUGCCCGCAAUCGCAGUGUUUACCGAAGGUUCCAGGGUUCCUGGAAGAAUUACGACCCUUUCAGCGGACCGCUUUUUAGUUUUAGACAAACACAAACAUUCCAAAUCAUCAGAGGAUUGGCCGGCAUAUCGGACACGAGGGCCGUGAUCAAGGGCGUGGUGGUGGGCGUUUACUCCAAGGAGGGCGAUGGCAAGGAGGUCAAGAUGACGUCCAGCGGCGAGAAGUUCGACGACCGGACAUCGGGCAAGGUAUCCGAGCUGAUCCGCGAAACCGCGAUCAAGGGCGAUUUGGGCAAGGGAAAGGUCUUCAUGAACGUGGAUGCGGAAUUCCGGGCAGUGGCGGUCGUGGGUUUGGGCCAAGAAGGCGCCGGCUACAAUGACCUGGAGAACAUCGACGAGGGCAUGGAGAAUGCCCGCGUGGCCGCCGGCGUGGGAGCCCGGGCUUUGCAGCUCCAGGAUUGCACGGAGGUGUUUGUGGACUCCAUGGAGUAUCCGGAACAGGCGGCGGAGGGCAGUGCCCUGGCCAUUUGGCGAUACAACAGCAACAAGCGCAAGCAGGAUCGCACCCAGAUCCCCAAGCUGGAUUUGUACGACUCACCGGAUGUGGAUGCCUGGACGAGGGGACUCUUCAAGGCGGAAUCGCAGAACUUGGCCAGGCGAUUGAGCGAUGCUCCGGCGAAUCAGAUGACCCCCACCAUAUUCGCCCAGUCGGCAGUGGAUGCUUUGUGUCCUUGCGGGGUUUCCGUGGAGGUGCGCUCCAUGGAUUGGAUAGAAACGAACCAUCUGAACUCCUUUCUGAUGAUCGCCAAGGGAAGCUGCGAGCCGCCAGUGGUCCUGGAGGUCAGCUACUGCGGCACCUCGCCGGAGGACAGACCCAUCCUGCUGCUGGGCAAGGGAUUGACCUACAACAGUGGCGGCUUGUGCCUGCGGCCCAAGAAUUGCCUGCACAUGUACAGGGGUUGCAUGGCGGGUGCGGCUGUUUGUGUGGCCGCCAUUCGAGCGGCGGCGGCCUUAUCCCUGCCCGUGAACAUCUCCGCCGUGCUGCCGCUCUGCGAGAACAUGCCAUCCGGAAUGGCCGUUAAGCCGGGCGAUGUGGUCACCCUGAUGAAUGGCAAGACGCUGGGCAUCGUGGACGUGAGCAAGGCCGGCACUGUGGUGAUGGCCGAUCCCCUGCUCUUUGCCCAGACCACCUACAAGCCGCGACUGGUGGUGGACUUGGCCACCGUGGGUUACGGAGUGUGCGCUGGCCUCGGCGAAUCGGCAGCGGGAUUGUUCACCAACUCCAACUUCAUUGCCAAGCAAUUCGAGAAGGCUGGCGGUCUGACGGGUGACCGGAUUUGGCGCUUGCCUCUGUGGCGCUACUUCAAGCAGCUGGUGACCCCGAAUUUAACCUUUGACAUCAGCAACAGGGGCAUUGGCCCCGCCUCCAGUUGCAUUGCUGCCGCCGUGUUGCACGAACUGGUUCCCUGUGCGGAUUGGGCGCACAUCGAUAUCCGGAAUGUGGGCAUGCUGACGCGCCACAAUCCACUGCCGUAUCUUCUAAAGGAUCGGAUGACGGGAAGACCCACCCGCACAAUCGUACAGUUCCUGUACCAGAUGGCCUGUCCGGACAGCAAGUGAUCUCCGGAUCUGGAUCGUCCGCACCUGUGGCGCUAGAUUCCAUGUUCUUCGUUUCGUUUUGCAUGUGUUUUGUGUCCAUUUAGGUGUUUGUUAUUUUUCCUAUCGAGUAUCUAUCUCCCCAUUGAUUGUCCAAAUUUAUUGUUUAGUGUUCCACGUGCAGCUGGGGAAUUUCAAACCAUAGUUUUAUGCAUUGUCCAUUUGCAACAUUUUAUUGUCGGAAAAAACAUGACUAGCUUCUAUAAACUGAAUCCCAGCUGCACCGAAUUAAAUGGUUUUAAAAUCAUGAA